This is a messenger RNA of Pipistrellus nathusii (Nathusius's pipistrelle), 981 nucleotides long. The record is from the annotation of a GenBank genome assembly. Lineage: Eukaryota; Metazoa; Chordata; Mammalia; Chiroptera; Vespertilionidae.
AUGGAUAUGACUGUCACAGCCUGGGAGACUGAGCUCACACCAACCGAUGAAAGUAAUCAGGACUUCUAUCAACAUUAUACAGGGGAAAUAAUCCUGCAAAUACUGACAGUCAUUGUGGCCCUGGUGGGGCUGGCAGGGAACGCGGUGGUACUCUGGCUCCUGGGCUUCCAAAUGGGCAGGAAUGCCUUCUCUGUCUACAUCCUCAACCUGGCUGGAGCCAACUUCCUCUUCCACUGCUGUCAUAUUAUACAUGUUUUAAGUUCAAUUUUCAACUUUGUCAUUGAAAUAAUAUUCAGAUUUCUCCCGCCUGUGGCCAUGUUUGCCUACAUCUCAGGCAUGAGCAUUCUCAGCGCCAUCAGCACGGAGCAUUGCAUGUCUGUCCUGUGGCCCAACUGGUACCGUUGCCGCCACCCCACUCACCUGUCCUCUAUCAUGUGUGCCCUGCUCUGGGCCCUGUCUCUGCUAUGGAGCAUGCUGAAAGAGAACUACUGUAGUUUCCCGAAUUGGAGUGUGCAUCGUGUUUGGUGUCAAGUUAUGGAUUUCAUCACUGUGGCAUGGCUGAUUUUGUUAUUUGUGCUUCUCUCUGGGUCCAGCCUGGCCCUGAUGACCAGACUGAUGUGUGGCUCUCAACGGGUGCCCCCCACAAGGCAAUACAUGACUGUGUUGCUCACAGUACUGCUCUUCAAACUCUGUAGCCUGCCCAUUGUCAUCAACUGGUUCCUCAUAGUCUGGUUUCCAAAUAAAUAUCGUCCCCUCUUUCAUAUUCACAUGACUGUAUUUCUUCUGUCCUGUGUCAACAGCUGUGCCAACCACUUCAUUACCUUCUUCGUUAGCUCCUUCAGGCAGCGAUGUCAGAAGCAGAGACACCCUCUGAGGCUGGCUCUCCAGAGGGCUCUGCAGGACACUCCUGAGGUGGAUGAACCUGGAAAAAGCCUUCCUGGGGAAACCCUGUGCAGGUGGGGAAGCAGUCUGGGGCAGUGA